AUGUAUCUGACCUCCCUUCCCUUUCUCUCUCUCUCUCACUCUCUCUAUCUAUCGAUCUAUCUUCCCUCUCUCUCUCGCUCUUUCUCUCUCUCUUUCUUUCUCUCUCUCUCUCUGUCUCUCUCUCUCUCUCACGCACACUUUUGGAUCCUCUCCCGCCUUUUGUCUCAAUUUUCCCGCCUUUUCUUUUUUUUAUUAAUUUCUUUCAAGUCUUUCUUUCUUUCUUUAUCUCGUGUUUUUCUUUCUUUAUUUCUUUCUUUUUUUUCCUCCAGUUUUCUUUUUUCUUUCUUUAUCUCGAGUCUUUCUUUAUUUAUUUAUUUAUUUCUUUCUUCACCGCGAGUCUUUCUUUCUUUCUUUUUUCUCCAGUUUUCUUUCUUUCUUUCUCUUGAGUCUUUCUUUCUUUCUUUCUUUCUUUCUUUCUUUCUUUCUUUCUUUCUUUCUUUCUUUCUUUCUCUCGAGUCAUUCUUUCUUUCUUUCUUCACUCCAUUCUUUCUUUCUUUGUUUAUUUUGAGUCUUUCUUUCUUUCUUUCUUUCUUUCUUUCUUUUUUUCUUUUCUUUCUUUCUUUCUUUCUUUGUUUUUUUCUCCAGUUUUCUUUCUUUCUUUCUUUCUUUCUUUGUUUUGAUUUAUCCACCAUUCUAAUUAAUCUUUCUCUCUCUCUCUCUCUCUCUCUCUCUCUCUCUCUCUCUCUCUCUCUCUCAAAAGAGGCGUAUUCCCCCGUUAGAAAACCUUGA
This is a messenger RNA of Acanthosepion pharaonis, 729 nucleotides long. The record is from the annotation of a GenBank genome assembly. Lineage: Eukaryota; Metazoa; Mollusca; Cephalopoda; Sepiida; Sepiidae.